Aspergillus ochraceoroseus IBT 24754 is the source of this 1406-nucleotide messenger RNA. Its product is annotated as short chain dehydrogenase/reductase family protein. Lineage: Eukaryota; Fungi; Ascomycota; Eurotiomycetes; Eurotiales; Aspergillaceae. The record is from RefSeq and is a predicted model, not a curated record. Bases 166 to 1323 code for a protein of 385 amino acids. The transcript is spliced from 5 exons.
CGACGGUUUUCCGCCUCCAGGUCUUAUCGUCAGCGCAGAACGGAUGGAAAGCUGGGGGAACACUUAUUGAUUUGCGAUUCCUCCCUAGACAAGAUUCCAGGCGCGUUCUCGUGCGCAAUGGGUAUGCUGAGCUAGUGAACAUCCCAUCCCCCUUCUUUGGCCCUAAUGACAGAGAAUAACCCCUCCCCCGAUUACUCCCGUCCGCAGUUUCCCUCCCAUAAUGAGCCGCGAGUCUGGGUAAUUACAGCGGGGGAUUCACCCAUUGGGAUUUCGGUUACUCGUCGCAUCCUUGCGCAUGGAGACUAUGCCCUCGUUGGUCUGGCAUAUUCGAGCCUCGACCGAGAUGAGUGCCGCCGCGAUGGGUUUGAAGCCUUUAUGGCUGAAAUCGAAAGCCAUCGUGAUGAUGGAUGGGUAGAGCGAUUUAAAGCCGUUCCGUUCGAUAUAAGGCUGAUUGGUGAAUGUCAAGCAGUAGUUGCUGAAGCAGUUGCGACAUUUGGGAGGAUGGAUAUCCUGUUCUGCUGUACCAGUCAAGCUCUUGUUGGCACAGUGGAGGAACUCGCAGCAUCCCAGCAAACCUUGAACCUCGUCCGGGAUCAGUUUGAGAUGAAUUAUUUCGGCCCUCUCAACAUCGUUAAGGCAUCAUUACCUCACAUGAGAGGACAGAAGUCGGGGCAUAUCAUGAUUCUCUCCGGAAUUACCGCUCAUAUCGGCACACCAGGGCUCGGGAUGUAUUGUGCUGCCGGUUGGGCUCUUGAGGGCUUUUGCGAUAGUCUCGCUUACGAAAUUGCCCCAUUCAACGUCAAACUCACCAUCUUUCAAUGCAGCAUUGAAAUUCCCAUCCUCACCAACCUAGUCACAAGUGUACCUCCGAUAGUUCCUACAUACUCAGCGGGAAGAAACCCAGCACCGCUUUUUCGCGGAAUCCUCAAUCGACUCGUGCCUCAGUUACCAAAUACACCAGAUGCCAACUGGACAAAUGGUCCCCAGAAUCCGAGCCCACCCAGUUCUGUGGAAGAAGGGCCGUUUUCGGUUCCGGAUGUCGUUUCAACCUACCCUCCACUCAGUUCGGCACACAUGGAAGUCUUGGUCUCAGAGACCGUCUACGCCAUUACUGCAAUCGGCGGACACGAAAAUCCCCCAUCUCGCCAUAUUGUAGGGCAGGAGGGUGUCGCAAGCGUAAAAGAAAAGCUAAAAACUGUGAGUGAGGAAUUGGAAGAUUUCAUUCAAUCGAGUUUUGCGGUCGACUAUGCCGCUGAUGCAGACCCCAACCGAGCAUCACGAGAUGAAAAUGCGAUGGCUGGGUCAAACAAUGACGGACUCUAAUAUGUACAAUGUAAUAAUGUAAUGAAUUAGUUUUCGGAUGAUGGAAAGGGACAGAACGAAAUAAAUCCUGCCCAAGACUCGUU